AAAAAAUUCAGAAAGCUUUUUUAUGUUUCUAUUUCCAUGAACACAAAUUGCACAACAGAUAUUACACAUAGCGUAGUAAGUGAGGCACUUAAUUACUAUGUGUCGGUUGAAACUAUUGAUGGAAGCAUUGUAAAAGGAAAGUUAAUUCGGUAUGACGAGCAUACGGGCAACGCCGAACUUAUUGAUGUUGAAUGCCAGACCCGAGAUUCCUCUCUUUCAGUGUUUGAACGUUUUUUUUUGAAGGGUGCAAAUAUUCGUAUUAUUCAUUUACCUCCCGAUUUAUGCAAGUCACCACUUUUAGAUUGGCAAAAUAGUUCUAUGCGUCAGGCCUUGAAGAAGACCAUCAAGCCAAAUCGAAGUGUUAGAAAAAAUAAGACUGCGUUACGUACCACGAAUAAAUUACUGAAACAACAGAAAGGAAAAUAAAAUUUAACCUUGAACUUUUUUCAGAAAAAAAGUUAUAA
Messenger RNA from Phytomonas sp. Hart1, 464 nucleotides. The record is from the annotation of a GenBank genome assembly. Lineage: Eukaryota; Euglenozoa; Kinetoplastea; Trypanosomatida; Trypanosomatidae.